AUUUACUCGACAUCUUGAUACAGUAAAUAAAACCUCGGAUUGAUUCUUCAUCGUCAAACUGAAGUACAAAUACAUGUCAGAUACGCACUUUUGGGCUUGAGAACACGCAGGGCCCCUUUGGUUCUCAUUUGAUUUGUGCGAGGCCUUACAAAAAUGUUUGUACCAAAGGCACAUCCAUCAUCUGCUUCUCUUCGCAAUCCUCGGAGGCGCCAGCGUACAAACUCAGAUGAAUCUCCAAAGCCACCAAGUGCGAAGAGACAGCGAUCUGCGCUGCGCCAGGAAAUCCUAGAGCCAUCAUCCAACCCUCUAGCCGAGCAACAUAUCCAGCUCGGAUUGCAGGAACGCCUCCCGUCAACAUCGCUGGAAGAAGACCUCGCAAUCGCAGAGAAUGUCAACGUCCACCGAAGCAUUCCAAUAAGGGGUGCUAAAAGGCCAGAGAAGCGCGAGGACGGAGGGGAUGGAACAGUUGUGCUUUCGAAAACAGAGUUCUAUACGGUAACCCAGCUACCAACUUUGCCGGACCAAAUUCUUGGUCUGCAAUCAGGGCGUUUUAGAGGAUCAUUUGGAAACAGUCAUGGAUAUGCUCUUGCUCUAACAAAGUCGCACGCCAUCAUCUGGCCAUAUAUGACCGCAACUCCAUCCCCUUCUCCUGCAGAUGUUUUCACGCUUGCAAUACCUGAAUCACGCUCAGAGUCCAGCGAUACUGUCCCCCUCGGAUUGCUUUUAUCGGCCGCUGCAGGUGGAGCACCGGGGUUGAUGGUGGUUAUGCCGUAUUCCGGGAAAGUCAUAUACUGGGAAACCGUAUCGAGUGCUGCAUCAUUGGGGUUCGCCAGACAGAAGCAUUCCGGCCUUCAGGGGUGCAUACACGGCUUGCUCUCUGGGGAGCACGCCACGGACGUAAUCAAUAGCGAGCCGUCUGGUGUUGUCGUCACAUUUUCCACCGGAAGAGUUGCUCAUAUAACCAUCAGGGACCCCCAGGGGAAGCCAGCAGUGACUGCAUCGUUUCUCAGAAACCCCCCAAGUGGCGGUAAAGCCGGCUUACUGGGGAGUUUAAGAAAUGCCCUUGGAGGUGGCUUUUACAGAAAAGACAUCGCUGCUGUUCGCGCAGGCGAGUCCCACCAGCGUGGCCAACGGGAUGUCAUAAUUGCUUCGUCUAUCGGUCUUUUUGAAGUUUGGGACACCCACUGGAAUAAUGGAAGCAUGCUAAAACAGCAAUUUGAUAUUGGGGAUCUCUUACGUGAAGCCCUUGGGUCCCAGUCUGAGGAUCAGGUUAAUGAUGAGAACCUAAGGGUCUUGGAUUUUGCAUUGUCCGAGGUCGAAAGCGACGGUGAAACGCAUCGCGAUGGUCCCCAUCCAAAGCUGAUCACAGCAGUUGUGAUUCGUGACUCAAGAAAAACUCGGAAUAUGUUCGUUGUGCAAAUGGGGCUUUCCAGCGACGUUCAAAUAAAAUCAACUGCCACAAUUGACCCGCAUGGCCUACCCGCACAGCUGGAGUUCUCGCACGUUAAAUUAUUCGUACCAAGUCCUGGACACAUCGCGUUCAUUCUCGUUGGGCAGUCAGUUGUGUUACUAUCAUUGAGCACCUAUGAACAGCCUGCCAUUUCACAGUAUGCAAUUUCUGGCAGCCAGCAAGGGCGAAUGUUCAGGGAUAUCAUCCCCCUGCGAUCCGGAGAAAGCUAUGAGAUAUUGGGCAGUGGAAGUGAAAAUCAGAAUGGUGAAGAAUCAUUAGCUGCGUGCCUACUCAUGGUUCGAGAUUUUGGUAUCAUCCGCAUCACAGCUUUGCCAAAUAAAAGAACAAGGAGCAAUAUUGAUAUUGGCCAAAUCACGGCAAAACUCAAAAUCGAGCAGGCCAUAUUCUAUGGCACAAUGACGAAGAACCCAUUGAAUUUAACUGGUACUGGUGGCUUAGGCUUCCCGGUUGACGAAAUCGAGCAGGCUGCAUUGGAAAUUUGCAGGGAACUUAUGCGAUCUGCAUCAGAAUUCAUUCCUUCAACCGGGAUAUCCGUCGAUCAGAAUUUGAAACUCCGCGCGAAAGCCCUUGAUGAACUCGCCCUCUUAUUGACACAGCACAAUAAGGCCCUCCGUCGUGAAGUUUGGUGGGAGCUGCUUUGGGGUGCGGAGAAGCUUGCAGCCCAAAGAGCUAUGUGGAAAUUAGAAGAUGAAAGCAGAAAAUGCGGCAACAAAUCUUCAACGUUGCUAGCUCAUAUAAUUGGAUUAAUGAGCGAGAAAUUUAAAACAAAGAUUGAGAAGCAAGCCGGAGAUUGCGAUCCAGUACGCCAUUGGUUCCUAUACGAUACUUUUCAGAUGGAGCACAUUGUGCCGUGGAUAUUUAACGCGAUCAAGCCUCAAAAGGGAAGCUCUACGAAACAAGGGCGGAGGAUGUCAGAACAGCUGCUGGAAGCUAGCGAACUCUCUCUGGCUGUUCUAGAGACAGCAUUUCGUUACCGAGAUGAACAUUCCAGCCGGUACGGAAUAAGUGACGGCUAUCUGGAAAAUGGUGUGUUGAUGAGUGGCUACAAUGGUCUCCCAGAGUUCUGGACAUCACAGCGCUAUUGUUACAUAGAAUCGGGACACCUACUAGAUCUGGAGCUUGACAGUUGCAGGGCUUGGAUUCAACAAACAGCAGUCGGCGUCGAGCCACCAGAAAAUCAAACUGUCCAAAGGAUUGCCAAAAACAGCGCCAGACAGCUCCAUGUUUUAGGACAUAUGCAUUGUGAACGGGUCCAGUGGCUUUCAGCCCAAGAAGAUCAAAAGCUUGUCGACGAAGGGAUCACCACAGAACAUGCUCAGAUUAAGCAACGAAAAUGGCAGUUGUUCAAAUUGGCAGGGAUAGGUCACCUAGAAGAUGCCAUCAUCCUUGCCGAGCAGUUUCGAGACAUGGGAGCACUUGUGGAACUCAUAAUUGAACUCCAGGACCAAACUAAAAGCCUUGUGGUUCCUGAAAGUUCACUGAGCAGUGUUACGAAUGCAGACGAUAAUGCAUCUGAACAGCUGAGUAAAAGGAUUUCCUUCUACUUUGAGAAAUUUGGGGAACCAUGGGCAGACGCGUUCUUUUCUCGACAGAUCUCUAUGGGACAGUCUGGGAUCCUGUUUGCAAUGAAGAAGUUUCAGCCCUUCGUCACUCGUUUUCUACGAAAACACCCAGGCUAUUUACGGCUGGGCUGGAUCAAUGAUGUGAUCGGCGAAAACAACUAUGACUACGCUGCCCGAUCCUUGGAGAAGUUGGCCACUAAACAUGAAUCGGAUAUAUGGUGUCAUCGCGUCGAGUUGUCUCUAGCAAAGCUUGCAAACCUAGCAGCCUGGGAAGAAUCAGCUAUGCCAGAUAGUUUGGUUGUUCGCAAUAAUGUCAGGCGCUUGGAAGAUUUUGCGGAAAUAGACGCCGUCCAAGAAGUAAUUUUUGCUUACAUUGCACCAGCGUUGCAUAGUGCGAUUGACCAAAAAGCGGAAGUUGAUAUUGCAAUCGAACAUUUCCGCAAACCAACUGCAGGGGAUAGACCAUCAUUGCAUGAGAUAUUUAGCGAGGCACUCGCUAAAAUUGUCACGCGACAGGUCGUUGGUUUAGAUGAACUGAUUGACCUGCUAACGCUUAUAUGUCUAGCCCAAGUCUCUGAACAUGGUCAAGAUGAAAUUGUGGGGAAGCAAUUCUAUCUAGCCUUGCGAAUUAUCCGGCUUUCUUGCGACCAGCGGGACUCGCACUACAAUGCUGCAUUGCAGAAAUUGGUAUGGAGAAGAUGUAUGAUAGAUAGCGAUUGGGAGCGAACAGGGGAAAUUGCUGAUCAGAUGGGAAUGAGCACGGAAUCGCUUCUCUAUGGCACUGCACUCUUUCGUACCCUUUGUUGGUGUCUCAAGGACGCGCGCGACGAAGACUCUAAUUACCCUAAGCUUUAUGUCCCCUCCACUCCACACGACGUGUUAUUGAGUGAGUCGGAGGCUGAUCUUAUAACAUCACGCUUCCCCCCUGAGCGACGGGUCCGGAUUUCUCGUGAUCUUGCUAGGGAAAAUGAGAUCCUGCACCAGCACAUCGCAAAGGGAAGGCUUGGUUUCUGGUUCAAGAACCUUGUCGACUCGGUUGAGACUGUGCCGCAGGGGCUUGCUGCGGCUUCUGUUAAUAAUGACAAAGGCAGCAGCAACGUGCAAGAUUGUAUCCAACAGGAGCCAGAAACUGGAAAGACACAGCUCAGUUGGCUCUAGGGUUACAACUCCAGUCUCCGCAAAUAUUUUAGCUUCUCUAUGCUGCUUAUUGCCACGAUGUGCCUGAAGAUACACUGCUGGUAAUGAAAUUACAUUAUUGCAAAUAACUAUCGUUUCCUCUUGCGCUCUGCCCGGUGAAUUUCACAUCCUUUGAUAAUAUUUCUCAUUAUAUGACCUUUUUACGGAAGUCUUAACAAUGCGGUGCUCGUUUUGAGCCCAUAGCUCAUUAGACCGAGGCUCCUGCAUCUAUUACUCCGUGUGAUAGAUCCAUUGAGCGC
Messenger RNA from Aspergillus sclerotioniger CBS 115572, 4469 nucleotides. Its product is annotated as putative nuclear pore complex subunit Nup133. Gene Ontology annotation, cellular component: nuclear pore outer ring. NCBI's taxonomy places the organism in Eukaryota, Fungi, Ascomycota, Eurotiomycetes, Eurotiales, Aspergillaceae. Gene Ontology annotation, molecular function: protein binding; structural constituent of nuclear pore. Bases 154 to 4191 code for a protein of 1345 amino acids. The record is from RefSeq and is a predicted model, not a curated record. The transcript has 4 exons. Gene Ontology annotation, biological process: transcription-dependent tethering of RNA polymerase II gene DNA at nuclear periphery; poly(A)+ mRNA export from nucleus; protein import into nucleus.